GAAUUGCUUGCAUCAGCAAUACUACUCUCCAACAUGACACCGCCCCCUCAUCACUUGAGUCGAAGGUAAAGCAGCGCACGAUCAAUGUGCCAAUGUUGAAUGCUUAACGAACAUUCUUCUCUGAUUUGAGGUUGACUUGACCGAAAUGGAAAAUGGAAUCAGUUUGGUCAUUUCUCCAGAUUUCAUGAGUGUUCUGCUCCAGUCGGAAUUAAACAAUCCUGCGAUGGCUCCACGUUUCGCUUUCUUCAAGUAAUCCUAUCAAAUGACUUUCAACGCCGCUUUCUCAUCCCUCAGGACGAAUGCACCUCUUUGAUCACCCAUGCCAUUUUGGGAACCGUCAACGGAGAAAUGAACCAACCCUGCCUCAGUGUAUUUGCCAAUGGAGCGAUGGAUGGUACAUGGGGGAGGGGGAGCUCGGUGCAGCAUCUCCAAAUUCCAACCAACAUGGUGAAAUAAGGCACAGCCGGCGCAGCAUGGCCAACGAUAUAGACACAGUCACUCGCUAUUCUCGCGAUCUCUUUUCUUUGCUCGUCAUAUCUUCAAACUGACACAUAGACGGGAUGAAUUUCUAUCUCGAAUUUCGUUCCUGUUGACUAUGUAUUUCUUGCUUUAUUUCGCCGCUGGAGCACUUGCUCUAGCACAUAACACUUCGCCAGAACGGCCUCAAGUCGAAGGUUAGUAUUACUUGGUCUAGUUAUGUAUUUUGGAAAUACUUACACUCGCUUCUUUGUAGAUAUUAUUGCUAUUACACAGGACCGGACACCAGAAAUUGGGCCUCUUGCCGUUCAGUCAACUGAGUAUGUACCGAAACUUAUUAAUGACACUAUCAUCGUCGACGUUGUGGAAGGAAGGAAAUUAGAAAUAAGAGGUGCGACGGCGACCGGUCAGGAGAACAAGGCUACACAAGUACCUUCGAAAGAGUCUCCAGCCGCACCUCAUUCGCAGGAACCAAAGUCAGAGACGGUAGUGCCAGUAGAAAAGUCCUCGGAUCAAGCCAUUCCCCAUUCAACAGCAGCCAAGGCUUCGAGUGCAGCACAAGAGAAGCCAACCACAGGUCUCAAACCAACCACAGAGAUCAAGCCAACCACAGAGAUCAAACCAACCACAGAGAUCAAGCCAUCCACAGAGAUCAAACCAACCACAGAGAUCAAACCAACCACAGAGAUCAAGUCAACCACAGAGAUCAAGUCGACUACUCAAGAGAGCAAACCGACUACGCAAGGGAACAAAACGACUUCUCCUGUGGUCCUUCCAACUUCUGAAGUCAAGGCAUCCAGUGCGACUCACGACAGCAAGACAUCACUACAAACAGUCGUUUCAACCUCUCCGGGGAAGGAUUCAAGUGUAGUCCAGGAGAGCAAAACUACCUCUAUGCAAGAUGUUAAGACUCCUCAGCAAACAUCUCAAAGCUCACAAGCACCAACAUCAAGUACAAUUUCUACCAGCAAAUCUCUUAUCCAAACCAUCGCUUCUACUGUAGUGAAAGAGUCGAGUUCGACCUCGGAAAUCAAGCCCUCGUCUGAGAGCAAGACCGUACAGUCAACUCUCCCAAGCUCACAAACGCAGACCUCCGUUGGAACAACAACGCUCGAUAGCAAAACUCCAUCCCAAGCUGUCUCGUCAACGGCGGUGAAAGAAUCGAGCUCGAGUUUGGAAAGCAAGUCGACCCAAUCACAACCUACUUUCCUUCCAGAUUCCAAAUCUUCUACGAUUCCAAGUAAGGAGGCUACGAUUUCUACAACAGGGAGCCAGUCAACCACCACAGCUGCCGGUAUGUUCUCUGAACCGUAUUCAUGAUACGAGCAAGAAUAUGAACUGAUAGUAAACAGCCGGCCCUAAGCAUGGUGCAAAUCUCAGAGUCAACGUUGCUGGGAAUGGAGAAUUUGCACCUGCUGAUACUCAAAAAAAUACGGUACGUAUUCAAAUAUCUAUCUUGACUUCUCCUUUGUUGGCCCAAGCAGCAGGGAAACUGUAGUAUUAGGCGAGAAUGUUUGGCUCAACGAAGUGAUAUGACUUUUGAUUCUUCCAAACUUUUCGAAUAAGAACUCAGAUGUGUCUCGCCUUCCACACUUCAUGAUUUAAAUGUUGCAUCCACUCACACUCUACUCAGGUCGGCACCCCAUCCGAGAAAAAAACAGUUUCUUCUGAAAUGAAGCCCACUGCCGCACCAAGUACUCAAAACAGCAAACUCGUGAGCGAAACCAUUACUUCCAAAUCAGAAGUCGUUUCGUCGAAAUCAGGGGAGCCUAUUCCUGAACAUACAACAAAAGAAACUCCUUCGAAGCCAACGGAAGUGACAAAAUCAGAUAGUAUGUUCUUUCUACACUCGUAUUAUAUCAAUCAAUGAACUGACCAAUGUGAAUAGCUUCAGUGUCGCCAUCCUCGUCGCCUGUGGUCGAGACCCCUAAGGCUUCUAAUAUCAAACCGAGUGAGUCAGCUAAACAGCCUCCAAAAUCGGCGGAGUCGACGGCACCGCUUGUUUUCACGAAUCCAAUGAGAUCAGCGGAUUCAACCCAAGCCUCAAAGUCCACCAAUCCGCUAGUUGAAAGUCUUAAACUAUCUUCCGCUGAGCCAAGCAAGCAAGUUGAACCUACAAAACCAGUGUCCACCACGCCCUUUGCUUUUAUUGAUACCAAAAGGCCAGAUGGACCGGCAAUCCCUACCAAAAAGGAGAGCUUUUCAUCGGCACAGCCUUCACAAGCUGGCAAAACCGAUAUCUCAACUAAUCAACCAAAACCAGUGGAAACAACUACCCCUGAGCAGAACACCAAGACAGUUCAAAGUUCCGAGGCACCUCAGCCUGUAUCUACACGUCUUGGUGGUGGAGGAAAGCCUGCUGCAGCCCCAGACGCGCCAAAGCCCGACGACUCCCCCAAGCCAUCAGCAAAAUCUGAGAGUCCAGCUGAAAAUCCAUUAACAAAAUUUCCGAUUAAUCAUAUUGAAAACCCGGUUGGAUUACCCACCACUACAAUAGGACUUGGGGACCAAAAACCUCCACCCUCAGCCAAGCCAGAACCAGGACAGAAUUCCGACGCGAAGCCUACAGCUUCCCAAACUACUCCUGUUGUGGGAUUGCCAACCAAGUCGCCAGGAGAACAAAACACUGGACCUUUUACCAAGCCAGAAACCGGAGCAAGUUCACCUAAUACGAAGCCCUCAGCUCCUCAAACUGUACAGCCAGUGCCUCCUCUAAUAUCUCGUGUAAUCGAUCCUGUAAUUUCUGGCAUAUCUAAUGCUUUGGGAAAUUUGCCUCCCAUAAUACCUGCAUCUCCCGUCCACGCACCAACUCCCGGUGGUGGAAAUGGAAAUCCUAUCACGAAAGAUCCUUCUCCGACUGCAACAAGCAAUGGAGGAAAUCCAAAUCAAGGCGGUGGCAACGGUGGCCUUCCAACCACAUUUACGAGUCCAGGAGCGGUUCAAACUCCAGAAGCAAGUAAAGGAGGUCUGCCCGCUAUAUCGGGGCCGCUUGGAACUGUUAUAAACGGACUCACGUCUAUUCUCCCUCAACUGCCAACACCAGAUGGAAAUGGUGGCUUUUCAAAUCCUAUCACGAGUCAAGGAACAAUCCAAACCCAAGAACCAGGAAAUGGAGGUAUCAAAACAACUAUUAGCAACGGAGUCGUUCCAAUUGCAAGCCCAAUUUUCACCCCUGCGUCAUUACCAACUGCAGAUCCAGUCAAAGGGAGCCAAGGUCCUCCCGCCAUCUCAGAGGUCAUUGCACCUAUCAUAAGUGGCAUCACAUCUAUAUCCUCUCCAUUUUCAACUCAGGGUGGGGGUCAAGGCAACGGAGUUACAAUUCCAAGCUCAAUCCUCAGCCCGGCACCAGUACAAACAGUAGAGCCAGGGAAGCCAGCCCCAAAGCCGACUGAUCUCCCUGGCGUUAUUUCAAGUGUCGCAGACGGACUCUCGUCUAUUUUCCAAAUUCCAAGCAAUGUCAAUAGCGGACAACCUCCAGCACAAAACACUCAAAAGAUUCCUCCGCAAAACAAUGUAGGCAGUCCAACUCCUGUUAGUAUCGUACCCCAGAAUAACGGCGGACCGGGUUCAAUUGCAAUCAACACUCAACGACCAGCUUCUCCAGCAAACUCGGGUCCACCUCAACAAGGGCAAACAAAUGUGCCAGUUCAGAGUAAUCCGAUACCUGAAAACACUCAACAGCCAGCUCCCGCUACGAGCACAGGAGGUAACCUUCCUAUGUCUCAAGCACCACCUAAUCCAAAACCUGGAAACACCCAGGCACCCUCUCCCGCUAAUACUGGUGCCCCUCAACAAGGGCAAACAAAUGUACCAGUUCAGAGUAAUCCUAAACCGGAAAACACUCAACAGCCAGCUCCCCCUGCGAGCACAGGAGGAAACCUCCCUGUGUCCCAAGCUCCACCCAAUCCCAAAUCUGAAAGCACCCAGGCACCUUCUCCCGCUAAUACUGGCGCCCCUCAACAAGGUCAAUCAAGUAUCCAAGUCCCAGCAAACACGCAGCCUCAAAGCUCACCGCCUUCCCCUGUUGCUACCUCUGUCCUCACUCCUAUCCAAGCGCAACCGAGCCAAAGCCCAGCUCAACCGAUCGCUCAAUCAACCGCUCCUUCUACACCUGGGUUAACCUCAAGCAACGUUCCAUCCCCAAUAUCAGUUGUCCCAUUUACCGCCUCCCCAUUACCACCGGGAGCGAAAUCGACUCCUAUCACGAACACAGACGUAUCUUCUCUCGUCACCUCUCUCGGUGUCGUGGGUCCCACGUUCGUACCUGCCGCUCCAAUUCUCCUAGGUUCACAAACACUCACCAAAGGACCAUCAUCCGUUCUCAUCGUCGGCUCUCAGACCAUACUUCCCGGCUCCUCAAUCACCGUCGACGGACAAGAGAUCUCCCUGGCCGCAACGGGAGGAGCAGUCGUCAUCAAUGGCGCCCACACCACCGCACCACCCACCACCACGCCUCCAGCAGUUGUAAACAUCGGCAGCACUUUCUACACCGCCAACUCUGCGGGAAUAAUCCUGAUUGGAAGCCAAUCACUAUCCAAAGGCGGUUCCAUCACCAAAGAUGGUGCACUCCUCGUGCUUCCUACUGACGCUCCUUCACCUACUAUUUCCAAUGCGAAGGAAACGACCUUGAAGACCGUCACGUACGUCACCAAGGCGCCGAUUUCUAGCGUUCAGCUUGCGGGGCAGACACUCACGGCUGGUGGACGGAUCACUGUUGGUGGUGAUAUUCUGUCUAUCUCUCCUGAUGGGACGGGAGUUAUUGUCAUCGGGACGGUGACUAUCCAAGGUGUGCCGACAGCUGCAGCUGCCAAUUCGAAAAAGAAGAGUUCGGGGACGGUGCAGAAGCCUGGUUUUGGGUUGCUUACUACUGUUGUGUUGUCAUUCUGUUGCUAUUUGUUGAUCUAAUCAUCCUUCGAGAUUCAUACAAAACAACACAACACAAAAACUCGAAAAUGAAUACUUCGGGAGAGAUUGGCAGUUAGAACUUGAUGGAGGGGUCUGGUUUAUGUUUUUUUUUUGUAUUUCUAUAAGCAUUGGGAAACGGCGUUGCAUAGCUUUCUUUUCUCUUUUCAUUUGUCACUUCCCUUUCUACAGAGAUCUACAUUGUUAUGAUCUCAUCUUUUAGGAGCGGAAGGUUUUUAUAUAAUGUAAUUCUGGCAUGGAUAUUAGUAUCGUCCACCCUCUUUUCUCAUUUAGAAAAAAAAGAUUCGAUAGGUGGGAGGAUGAAAAGGAAGGAAGGAAGGAAGGCGAGGAAGAUAUACACAAGAAUGGAAAAAAGAAAGUUCUUAUAACUUGUAUUCUUGUAUAUAUAUAAUUCUUUUUCAUUGUCUAUAGAUUGAUUUAGAUAAUAGUACGAGUAAAGUUAAUAUCAGA
Hymenoscyphus albidus is the source of this 5850-nucleotide messenger RNA. The record is from the annotation of a GenBank genome assembly. Lineage: Eukaryota; Fungi; Ascomycota; Leotiomycetes; Helotiales; Helotiaceae.